Messenger RNA from Saccostrea cuccullata (small rock oyster), 1851 nucleotides. Its product is annotated as multiple epidermal growth factor-like domains protein 10. Gene Ontology annotation, molecular function: scavenger receptor activity. The record is from RefSeq and is a predicted model, not a curated record. The annotation marks the transcript as partial. The transcript is spliced from 10 exons. Lineage: Eukaryota; Metazoa; Mollusca; Bivalvia; Ostreida; Ostreidae.
AUUCGACCAAUGGUUACACAGGACGAUUCCUAGGAUUUUCUGUUUACAUAUCGAACACAACAACCAAAGAUGACGGGUUCUUAUGUUUUAAGGACACACACUUCACCCGAGACACAAUACCGGAGAAUUUUACAACGGAGUGUGUACAACAUGGACGGUAUGUCAUUUAUUACAACGAGAGAGGGGGGUCGAUCAAUCGUCCUGGAUUUUCCCAGGCAGCAUUCAACGAGCUCUGUGAACUUCAAGUUCUUGGAUGCCCUACCUCUGGUGUUUACGGAGAAAACUGUGAUCUACCGUGUCCACAGAAUUGUCAGGAGGGUCAUUGUAACAUUGUUGACGGGACUUGUCUUGGAUGUGUUGCUGGAUACAAAGGAUCACGAUGUGAAGAACAAUGUGACCCCAGUACAUAUGGUCUUGAGUGUAAUAAAACCUGUGGUAACUGUAGUGACGGGGACCAUUGUAAUCACGAGAACGGAAGUUGUCCAAACGGAUGUGACGUUGGUGUCCAAGGAUAUAGAUGUGACGAAGCCUGUCCAUUUGGUAGACAUGGAAAGAAUUGUGAUGAGAUCUGUAAGCCAAACUGUAGAGAUUGUAACAGAUUCACUGGUGUCUGUGAGUUUGGAUGUCAACCUGGAUGGAAAGGGACUUUCUGUGAAAACGAAUGUGAUGAACGGAUGUACGGUGAGAAAUGUCAUACCCCAUGUGGAUUAUGUUUGAAUUUGGAACAAUGUCACCAUGUGAAUGGAACGUGUUUUAAUAGAUGUGACAGAGGAUUUCAGGGAGAUAAAUGUACUGCAGAAUGUCCUCCUGGACGUUAUAACUACAAUUGUGAGGACACAUGUAACAUGAACUGUGGAGUCCCUGGUAGAUGUAACAGAGUGACAGGGAAAUGUCAAAGUGGAUGUCAACCGGGGUGGAAAGGCGUGAAAUGUGAUAAAACAUGUGAUGGUGGUAAAUUUGGACAGAACUGUGCUCAGUCAUGCGGGGUUUGUCUUGAUAAAGAACAAUGUCAUCACGUAAAUGGGUCAUGCUUGAAUGGCUGCGAUAGAGGUUAUCAAGGGAUCAACUGUACACUAGCAUGUCCAAAUGGACGUUAUGGAUACAAUUGUCAGGAGACGUGUAGCGCCACUUGUGGAUAUCCAAAGAGUUGUGACGCAAUAACAGGGCAGUGUUAUGUUAUAUCAUCAGAUAGUGAUACAAACAGUCAGUGUUCUCCAUCUCUUUAUGGUGUGGUUGCCACGCUAUGUUUAAGUGUGGCCUUGAAUAUUUUUCUCCUGACCUGGACUUUUAGAAAUGGAGCAUGCAAAGGAAAAUGUCAAGAAAAGAAAAACACACAACAGGGGUUCACUGACCACACGAAGCCUAACACAGAGAUCUAUGAUAAAGUGGAAGACAAUGCAGGAUACCAAGAACUGGGUCAAAUAAGUCAACCAUCUCAUUAUGAUAAAUUACAUUAGAGAAAAAUGAGGAUUUUGUGUAUACAGUGUACAAUGUUAGUAUUUUGUCAAAAGUUUUAUAAUGGUGACAUAGGAAAGUUUGGGAACAAAUUAAAUUAAAUGUUAAUAUUUGUUUCUGAUAUUAUAACGAUAGUACAACAUAUAAAUUUACAGCUUUCGGAUUGUUGUCUGUCCUACUUUGAAAUUCAAGUCUGUAUUUUAAAUUUGAUACUUUGAAACUUGUGUUUCAUUGUACACGACCAUUUAUAUGAAGUUUUGUUCCCGUUAUUACUCGAUCAUGACAAGGAGCAAACGGCAGACUGACCGGUCGGCAGUAAUGCUCAAUCCUCUAUGGCACCUCAUCUCAUCUCUAGGGUUUUGGAAAUUCGUGUUUGAUCCGCUUCUGUUUCUUUUG